Molecule: messenger RNA, 1014 nt
Organism: Naegleria fowleri
Lineage: Eukaryota; Heterolobosea; Eutetramitea; Acrasida; Naegleriidae
Exons: 2
Coding region: 1-1014 (337 amino acids)
Biological process (GO): mitotic cell cycle phase transition; regulation of cyclin-dependent protein serine/threonine kinase activity
Cellular component (GO): nucleus; cytoplasm; cyclin-dependent protein kinase holoenzyme complex
Molecular function (GO): cyclin-dependent protein serine/threonine kinase regulator activity
Source: RefSeq, a predicted model, not a curated record
AUGUCCAUUUUGGACUCUCAACAGAAGAGAGCUUCGAUGAAUUUCGGUUCCCUCGCCUCCACCACUGGUACCAAUCCUUCUCAAAACACCAAUCGACGAGCAUUGGUUGACAUUUCAAACAAGACUGCCUCUACCAUGAAUUCCAUCCAAAAUGUUGCCAUCACUCAAAAGCCAACAAUUCCAACCAUGGUAAAGCCCAACAAUUCCACCACUGUGAAAAAGGAAACCUCUUACACUUCUCCUGUGAGAAAGAAUGCGGUCGAUGCCAUGAUCAUGAGUCCUAAGGUUGAUGCCUCAGAUGCCGACAAGCCAGAGUCCUGUGUCGAGUAUGUGAAAGACAUUUUUUCACAUUACAGAUCCAUUGAGACCAAGUACAUGCCGAAUCCAAAUUACAUGACUUUCCAGAGAAAUUUUAAUGAACAAACUCGUGUCUUGACCAUUAACUGGCUUUUGAAUGUUCAUAACCAUUUCGAAUUGUCCCCAGAGACCAUGUUUUUGUGUGUGAACAUUUUUGAUCGAUUUUUGAGUGCUCAUCCUGAUGUAGCCCUUGAAAAGAUUCAUCUCGUGGCAGUGACCUCUCUUUUCAUUGCCACCAAGUAUGAGGAAGUGAAGCCAUUGCUCACCGAGCACACUCUUGAUUUUAACUUGACCAUUGCGAGCUCCAAUGUCUUUCUCAAGAGAUAUCUCAAAUGCAGUGUGCAAUUCGAUGAUGUGCAAGUGUUCAUUGCCUCCUUUGUGAAUGAAAUGACACUCUAUGAUAUGAACAUGUUGAAUUACACUCCAAGCACUGUUGCAUGUGCUGCCAUUUAUGUGGCAAGAUCUUUGAGAAAGUUGGGUGAAAAGUGGAAUUCCAAUCUGAUCUAUUACACUGGCAAGACUGAAGAGGAAAUUCUUCCAUGUGCUCGUCAAAUCUAUUACUUUAUGAAACACUUUUGCAAUACUUUAUAUUUCGAAGGUGGUAGAAAACCAGACAGGAACUUUUGCUGUAUCGAUAUGGAAAGGAAGAUCGAUUGA